AAAGAAUUGCACCCCGAGAGCGUGAAAACAAAAGCUGGCCCUUAGCCUUCACUCCCACACUCACUUUCCACCGCACAAAUCUCACAGCCGCCGCCAUGAUCAUUUUCAAGGAUAUCCUCACCGACGACGAGAUCAUCUCCGACUCCUACGACCUGAAGCUGGUUGAUGGUGUUGUCUACGAGGCCGACUGCAAGAAGAUCAGCGUCGGUGGUGAGACCUUCGACACCGGUGCCAACGCUUCUGCUGAGGAGGCCGAGGAGGGUGCUGAGGAUGGCGUCGAGACCAAGAUCGACGUCGUUUACUCUUUCCGCCUGAAUGAGACCGGUUUCGACAAGAAGGGCUACCUGACCUACCUCAAGGGCUACAUGAAGGCCGUCAAGGCCAAGCUCCAGGAGAACGGCUCCUCCGCCGAGGAGAUCACAGCUUUUGAGAAGGGUGCUGCCGCUUACGCCAAGAAGAUCGUCGCCAACUUCAAGGACUACGAGUUCCUCACUGGCGAGUCCAUGAACCCUGAUGGCAUGAUUGUUCUCCUCAACUACCGUGAGGAUGGUACCACUCCCUACGUUACCGUCUGGAAGCACGGUCUCAGCGAGAUGAAGGUUUAAAGCCUCUCGCGACGGACGUGGAGGAGCGGGGUUGGAUUGGUUCAUUGAUUUACGAAUACCUAUUGCAUGAUCGGAUAUGCGCCAUAGUGCGACAAAAAAUACGAAUCUAGACGACCCGCUGCUAUUGCGGCAAGCA
Messenger RNA from Boeremia exigua, 741 nucleotides. RefSeq names its product translationally controlled tumor protein-like protein. Gene Ontology annotation, molecular function: calcium ion binding. Lineage: Eukaryota; Fungi; Ascomycota; Dothideomycetes; Pleosporales; Didymellaceae. The transcript has 4 exons. The record is from RefSeq and is a predicted model, not a curated record. Gene Ontology annotation, cellular component: cytoplasm. The coding region runs from base 96 to 605 and encodes 169 amino acids.